This is a messenger RNA of Hypoxylon fragiforme, 925 nucleotides long. RefSeq lists its product as uncharacterized. NCBI's taxonomy places the organism in Eukaryota, Fungi, Ascomycota, Sordariomycetes, Xylariales, Hypoxylaceae. The record is from RefSeq and is a predicted model, not a curated record. Bases 266 to 769 code for a protein of 167 amino acids. The transcript has 2 exons.
UGAUUGCCGGUUCCCACAAGUUCAAUCGCGUCAGAGAAGAGAUAAGUUAACUAGACAGAGAGAAAGAUAGAAAGAUAGAAAGACGCUUGGACUUUUAGUUCUUCUCAACAACAAAAAUAGUUGUUGAUAUCAUCACUUUUUCUACUUUUGGCUUUGCUUGCUUGUGGUAGUAUAACAGCCCUUUGUUAUUAUCAUCAUAAUCAUAAUAACUAUAGUCAUAAUAAUUAAUAUAUUACCUUAAUCACUUCAACCCUUCACUACGACCAUGGGUGUUCUAGGCAUGACGGCGGGCUAUUUGCUCUUUUCCAUUCUCCAUUUCUUCCAGUUCGUCUUAGCCGUUACUGUCUGUGGACUCUAUGGCAUCGACCUACAGCGCGCACGUUCACAUGGUGCAUAUGCUGAUGGGAAAUGGGUCUACGCAGAGGUCGUUGGAGGACUCUCGGCCCUGACGGCGAUCCUUUACCUUAUUCCCUUCAUCCUAAAGUUUGCGGCAGUAACAAUUUGGAGCUUUGUCAUGUUUGUCUUGUGGAUCGCCCUCUUCGGCCUGUUUGGUAGCAUGUACAUCCACGAGGAUCCAGAAGGCAACGCAGACAUCCAACGGAUGAAGAACGCUGUGUGGGUGGACUUGGCUAACGCACUGCUCUGGUUGAUCGGGUUCAUUGCCAGCGCCGCCUAUUGGUGGACGCACCGCGAACGCCGUAGUCGCUUUACCGGCCGUGCUAGGCUAGGCCGCAACGCUUCGACUCGCUCGACUGGCUUGUCUGCAUAGUAGUCAACUUUUUGGUGUCGAAAAUCAGAGGAAGAGUUAAUGGUUUUGUCUUACUGGUGUGUGGGCGGGAAGGCUUUGGUUGUAGGUGAGGGAAUGAGGGAAGAAGGCUUUGGCGGGUAAGGGAGGUAAUGACGGAGAAAAAGCUUAGGGUUUACU